CUUGGCAAGAUUUUCUUCUAUAAACAACAAACUGUAAAGUCCAAAACAUAGACUCUGUAUUAGCUGAUUUUGUGAAGACGAAAAGAAAGAAGAAAAUGGAGAGAUUUGCAGAGCUGAAAAAAGCAGUAGAAUCAGUGGAAAUAGUAGAUGCUCAUGCCCAUAAUAUUGUAGCACUUGAAUCCACUUUUCCUUUUCUCAACUGCUUUUCUGAAGCAGCUGGUGAUGCCUUAUCCGACGUGCCACAUACCAUCAACUUCAAGAGAAGCCUGAAAGAAAUCGCGGGAAUAUAUGGCUCAAACUUAUCCUUGCAUGCUGUUCAAGAAUCUCGCCAGCAGUUUGGGUUGGAGCCGAGUGCUGCUAUUUGCUUCAAAGCUGCAAAAAUCUGUGUCUUACUUAUUGAUGAUGGAAUAGAGUUGGACAAAAAACAUGACAUCGAAUGGCAUAGAAAUUUUGUACCAACAGUUGGUAGAAUUCUACGAGUUGAGCGUGUAGCUGAAAAGAUUCUUGAGAAGGGUUCAAAUGGAACAUGGACAUUGGGAUCAUUCAUGGAAAUUUUCACUGAUGAGUUGAAGUCAUAUCCUUUGAUUAUCUGACAAUAUAUUCCGGAAUAUUGCAAAUAUGUAUUUUUCUUGCUGCUAACUAAUUAUGGUUCCAAAAGUUUUUCCUGAUCUUUCUAUACAGUAGCAAAUAAAGUUUUUGCAUUUAAAAGUGUCGUAGCAUAUCGAAGCGGUCUUGCAAUUAAUACAGAAGUUACUGAAAAGGAGGCUGAGGAGGGCCUUAUUGAUGUUUUAUGUGCUCGGCAUCCCAUCCGAAUCUCAAACAAGAGCUUCAUUGAUUAUAUCUUCAUGCAUGCUUUGAAGGUGGCUCAAAGUUAUGACUUGCCAAUGCAAAUACACACAGGUUUCGGGGACAAGGAUUUGGAUCUGAGGCUAGCUAAUCCCCUUCAUCUUCGAAAUCUUCUUGAGGAUAAGAGAUUCAUGAAGAGUCGCUUAGUGCUUUUACAUGCGUCCUAUCCGUUCUCAAAGGAAGCUUCAUAUCUGGCUUCUGUGUACCCCCAAGUCUAUCUUGAUUUUGGGUUGGCAAUUCCUAAACUUAGCUUCCAUGGGAUGAUAUCCUCAGUAAAAGAACUCCUGGAGCUUGCCCCAAUGAAUAAGGUUAUGUUCAGCACUGAUGGCAUCGCAUUUGCUGAAACCUUUUAUUUAGGUGCAAAGAAAGGGCGCGAAGUAGUGUUCUCUGUUCUACGUGAUGCAUGUGUUGAUGGUGAUCUUUCAAUUCCAGAAGCUGUUACAGCCGCUAAAGAUAUUUUUGCAGAAAACGCAAAGCAAUUCUACAAGCUUGACGUUUCUUCAAGAUAUUCUGUUGCAAAACCUCCUUUAUCAUCUUCCUUCCAGGAGCAAGAGUUAAAUGGCUCAUCGAAGGAUGUUACCUUUGUUCGUAUUAUUUGGAUAGAUGCCUCUGGCCAGCAUAGAUGCCGUGUUGUUCCACGGCAACGUUUCUAUAGUUCUGUGGAAAAGCACGGUGUAGGCUUAACUUGUGCAUGUAUGGCAAUGAGUUCAACAUCUGAUGGUCCUGCAGUGGAUACUAAUCUCACCGCCUCGGGAGAGAUCAGAAUCGUUCCUGAUUUAUCUACCAAAUGCAGACUCCCGUGGGGAAAACAACAAGAAAUGGUUUUGGCUGACAUGUACAUCGAGCCUGGUAAAGUUUGGGAAUAUUGUCCAAGAGAAGCAUUGCGCAGAGUCUCCAAAAUUUUAAAAGACGAAUUCGACUUGGUCGUGAAUGCAGGCUUUGAAAAUGAAUUUUAUCUUUUGAAGAGUGUAUUGAGGGAUGGAAAAGAAGAAUGGACACCAUUUGACAGGACUUCUUACUGUUCUACAUCAGCAUUUGAUGCUGCAUCCCCAAUACUUGAAGAGGUUUUCGCUUCUCUUCAAUCAUUGAAUAUUACGGUCGAACAGUUACAUGCAGAAGCUGGGCACGGUCAGUUUGAAAUUGCUCUGAGAUACACAGAAUGUUUUAGAGCAGCUGACAGCUUAAUUUUCGCACGUGAAGUCAUCAGAGCUGUUGCAAGGAAACAUGGGUUGCUGGCAACAUUUGUGCCAAAGUAUGCAUUAGAUGAUAUUGGUUCUGGAUCGCAUGUGCACAUCAGUUUAUCCAGGAACGGAGAAAACGUAUUUAUGACAUCUGGUGAAUCAAAUCGGUAUGGGAUGUCAAAGACUGGGGAAGCAUUCAUGGCUGGGGUGUUAAAUCAUCUUCCUUCCAUAUUACCAUUUACUGCACCGCUUCCUAAUAGUUAUGAUCGCAUACAACCUGGAACGUGGAGUGGAGCAUACCUCUGUUGGGGAAAAGAAAAUAGAGAGGCACCAUUGAGAGCUGCUAGCCCUCCUGGAGUUGCACAUGGCUCUGUAAGCAAUUUUGAAAUUAAAGCAUUUGAUGGAUGCGCAAACCCAUACCUAGGUCUUGCUGCUAUAAUUACUGCUGGAAUUGAUGGGUUGCGGAGAAACUUAAGCCUUCCAGAACCUGUUGAUGGUGAUCCUGAUAUCCUUAAAGAGAAUCUUCAAAGAUUACCAGUAUCUCUCGCCGAGUCUGUAGAAGCUUUAGAGAAAGAUACACUUUUCCGAGAUAUGAUUGGUGAAAAGCUUUUGGUUGCCAUCACAGGAGUUCGCAAGGCUGAGAUCAAGUACUAUUCUGAAAAUAAUGAGGGAUACAAAAACCUCAUAUUCAAAUAUUAGGGUGAUCAAAUGUACUGUGAGAUCACUAUUGUUCUUAAUUAUUAUU
Molecule: messenger RNA, 2772 nt
Organism: Lycium ferocissimum
Lineage: Eukaryota; Viridiplantae; Streptophyta; Magnoliopsida; Solanales; Solanaceae
Product: protein fluG-like
Exons: 17
Coding region: 846-2726 (626 amino acids)
Molecular function (GO): glutamine synthetase activity; hydrolase activity
Source: RefSeq, a predicted model, not a curated record